Molecule: messenger RNA, 3656 nt
Organism: Talpa occidentalis (Iberian mole)
Lineage: Eukaryota; Metazoa; Chordata; Mammalia; Eulipotyphla; Talpidae
Gene: NTN4
Product: netrin 4
Exons: 10
Coding region: 487-2373 (628 amino acids)
Biological process (GO): cell migration; basement membrane assembly; substrate adhesion-dependent cell spreading
Cellular component (GO): laminin trimer
Molecular function (GO): protein binding
Source: RefSeq, a predicted model, not a curated record
GCAAUAAAAAUGCAUCCCAUGGAACUGCCCAUGGAGAAGGACGGGACCGAGGCGCAGCAGCCGGAGGAGGUGGUCAAGGCGGAGCAGGACGCCCAGGAGGCGGCGGCGCAGGCCGGGAAGUGAAAGGUCUCGGAAAGUUCAGGCGCAGCUGCGGGCGCCGAGCCCCGGGCCAGCGGCGCAGGAGCCCGCAGAGCCGCUCCGCAGGGCAGGGCGGCCGGGCGGGCUAUGGUCCUGGGGCUCCCGGCGCCCCCGAGGUGCCCGGGCCCCUCCAGGCCGGUGCGCGAGGGUCACCCCACCGCCCGGCUGGGCUCCCGCCCGCGGCUCCCGGGCGCCGGCGCCCCCUGACCGCGCCUGGCGCGCCAGGAGGAGGAAGAAAGACCGAGCCCCGGCUCUGUCCGAGGACGGCCGGCGCUGCAUCCCACCGCCGAGAGGGCUCGGCUCCCUCGCGCACCCGCCCGGCCCGGGUCCUCCCGGCUCCUCCCGGCCAUGGGGAGCUGCGCGCGGCUGCUGCUGCUGUGGGGCUGCUCCGCGCUGGCCGCAGGACCGAGUGGAGUAGCUGGAACGGGUUCCCGCUGUGAGAAAGCCUGUAACCCUCGGAUGGGAAAUUUGGCUCUAGGGAGAAAACUCUGGGCAGACACCACCUGUGGUCAGAACGCCACUGAACUGUACUGCUUUUUCAGUGAGAACACUGAUCUGACUUGUCGGCAGCCCAAGUGUGACAAAUGCAAUGCUGCCCAGCCUCACCUGGCUCACCUGCCAGCUGCCAUGGCAGACUCGCCCUUCAGGUUCCCCCGCACGUGGUGGCAGUCCGCUGAGGAUGUGCACAGAGAAAAGAUCCAGUUAGACCUGGAAGCUGAAUUCUACUUCACUCAUCUAAUUAUGGUGUUCAAGUCCCCCAGGCCAGCAGCCAUGGUGCUGGACCGGUCCCAGGACUUUGGGAAGACAUGGAAGCCUUACAAGUACUUUGCAACUAAUUGCUCGGCUACAUUUGGCCUGGAAGAUGAUGUUGUCAAGAAGGGAGCUAUUUGCACUUCUAGAUACUCCAGUCCUUUUCCAUGCACUGGAGGAGAGGUUAUUUUCAGAGCUUUGUCACUACCCUAUGAUGUGGAGAACCCUUACAGUGCCCAGGCGCAGGAGCAGCUGAAGAUCACCAAUCUCCGUGUGCAGCUGCUAAAACGGCAGUCUUGUCCUUGUCAGAGAAAUGACCUGAAUGCAAAGCUUCAACAUUUUACACACUACGCCAUCUAUGAUUUCAUUGUCAAGGGCAGCUGCUUCUGUAAUGGCCACGCUGAUCAGUGUGUACCUGUCGAUGGCUUCAGACCCGUCAAGGCCCCAGGAACUUUCCAUGUGGUCCAUGGGAAGUGUAUGUGUAAGCACAACACAGCAGGCACCCAUUGCCAACAUUGUGCACCAUUAUACAAUGACCAGCCUUGGGAGGCAGCUGAUGGCAAAACAGGAUCUCCUAAUGAAUGCAGAACCUGCAAGUGCAAUGGGCAUGCUGAUACCUGUCACUUUGACAUUAAUGUGUGGGCAGCAUCAGGGAAUCGCAGUGGUGGCGUCUGCAACAACUGUCAGCAUAACACGGAAGGUCAGCAUUGCCAACGAUGUAAGACAGGCUUCUACCGGGACCUCCGGAGACCCUUCUCAGCUCCAGAUGCUUGCAAAAUGUGUUCCUGCCAUCCAGUUGGAUCAGCUGUCCUUCCUUUCAGCUCAGUGACCUUCUGUGACCCCAGCAAUGGUGACUGCCCUUGCAAGCCUGGGGUGGCAGGGCCACACUGUGACAGGUGUAUGGUGGGAUACUGGGGCUUCGGAGACUACGGCUGCAGGCCCUGUGACUGCGCGGGCAACUGCGACCCCCUCACAGGAGACUGCAUCAGCAGCAGUACAGACAUAGACUGGUAUCAAGAAAUUCCUGAGUUCCAUUCCAUGCACAAUAAGAGCGAACCAACCUGGGAAUGGGAAGAUGAGCAAGGAUUCUCUGCCCUUCGACAUUCAGGCAAAUGUGAAUGUAAAGAACAGGUAUUAGGAAACCCCAAGGCAUUCUGUGGAAUGAAAUACUCAUAUGUGCUAAAAAUAAAGAUUUUAUCAGCUCAUGAUAAAGGAUCUCAUGCUGAGGUCAAUGUGAAGAUAAAAAAAGUAUUAAAAUCCACCAAAUUGAAAAUAUUACGAGGAAAGCGAACAUUAUAUCCAGAAUCAUGGACGAGCAGAGGCUGCACUUGUCCAAUCCUCUAUCCUGGUUUGCAGUACCUUGUAGCAGGACAUGAAGAUGUAAGAACAGGCAAACUUAUUGUGAAUAUGAAAAGUUUUGUCCAACGCUGGAAACCAUCUCUUGGAAGAAAAGUCAUGGAUAUUUUAAAAAGAGAGUGCAAGUAGCAACAAAGGUGGAUAGCACAUAAUGGCACUUCUCUAUGUAGAAAAACACAAACUUAAUGGAAAGGAGACCUCAAAAAUGAAACUGGAAUUUUUUAAAGUGCCAAAAUGUAUAGAAAUGUUCCAAUGCAUGGGUCUUGUCUAACCUACUCUUUUGGGCCCAUGUUAAAAUAUAGUUUAUUUCAUAAAGAGGAAUGAAAAAACCUAUGCUGAUACCUGUUUUCUAUGAGACUGAUUCUGAAAUUCCUAACCAUUAAGAGUAUUUUAAUAACAGUAUGAUAUUUAGCAGUAAUUCGUUAAGGGCAAUACAUUUAACAAGGACUCCUCCCAUUUUCAGAUAUGUUAGUUACAUUUGUGCUACUUAAAGUAAUUAAUGAGAUUUUAAGGAAUCCCUAACCCUGCUAUCAGAAAAGGUAUUUCUUAAAAAGAGCCUUCUCUUAAAUGAUACAUGUGAACUUUGAUCUGUGAGGUUUUAAAUGGAACCUCUCCACAUGUACAUAGUAUUUCCUUGUAUAAAGCACUUUACUACCUAAUACUUGUGUUGUGAAAGUUUGGAGACUGCUGUUGCAGAAAGAAAAGGAAAGGGUGAGAAGAAAAACCUACUGAAACAGAAGCACUGCCACGGUGGACCCAAGUGAUCACAUAAAGGGAGUCGUGCUGUUUUACUCUGAACUCUUGGAGAGCUAUGUGAAGAUGCAGCCUUAAAGGAAAAAUUUGCAUGAAGUCUCAGCUUCAGGCUAGAGGUUAGAUUCCACAGAUACCAGCUGUGAUGAAACUUUUUUAAAUACUAAAUAAGAAGAGACUUUAAAAUAUGAGGAAGAAAUUAUAAAAAUAGAAAUAUGCUUGGAUAAAGAGGAAAUGGACUUAAACAUAAAAAGCUCAUUUAUUUGCAAUGCACUUGUAAACACUUCAAAAAUUAUUGUAGACACAGAAUUUGUUUUAUUUUUGUGUUUAGUAUUUAAACCUGAGUAAUUGAAAGAGUUUCCUCCUUGCCUUUAUUAACAAUAUAUGGUCAUUAUUUACUGUAGUCAUUAUUUGGACACAGUGUAUGUGAUGGUUCACCAAAUUAAAGUUUUUCAUUAGUAUUCAACUUCUGUACCCAUGAUAAUCACUAUACAUAGUUUCUUCUGUACUUGAAUAUACAGAACAUGAUCCACAGUGCCAUAAGAUUAACUUCACGUACAGAACUUUUUUUUCCCUGAGGUCCUGUGGACUUGCAAAAAAUAUAUAUAUAUUGCUUUGUUAAUUUUUUUAUAUUGCAUAUAUGUAAUAAAAGAAUAUGAUCU